This is a messenger RNA of Onthophagus taurus, 2710 nucleotides long. It is a transcript of the gene ClC-c, whose product is annotated as chloride channel protein 3. Gene Ontology annotation, biological process: transmembrane transport; chloride transport. Lineage: Eukaryota; Metazoa; Arthropoda; Insecta; Coleoptera; Scarabaeidae. Gene Ontology annotation, molecular function: voltage-gated chloride channel activity. The record is from RefSeq and is a predicted model, not a curated record. Gene Ontology annotation, cellular component: plasma membrane; early endosome; synaptic vesicle.
GAACAGUGAAGUGAACGUUUAGUUGUCGCGAGAAAGUGUGGUGAUGUGGUCCGAAGAAUUUAAUUUUGACAGUUCGUUUUAUUUAUAUCCGUAAUAAUAGAUAAAAUGUUACAGAUGUUUACCUGAAAGUAUGGAAAAAUACCCGUUAAGAAAAGGUAUUCAAAGUAGUACACAACCAAAGCAAAGACCUUCCUAUCAAUCGGUGGGCGUUAAGUAUACGAAAGGCGCCAGGUCGUCGUUUUCCUCGCCAACGGAUGACGAUAUGACCGACAUCACGACGUCUGGCCAUUCGGAUCGUUCGACAAUCGGUCCGCAACCUGCAGAAGAUGAGGAUGGAAAUACAAAUUAUACUGCAUCGUUUAGUGGAAUGCAUGAAGCCGUUGAUAUCCCUGGAAUUGGUCAAUAUGAAGAUUUCCACACGAUCGAUUGGCAAAGAGAUAUCGCUAGGGAUCGAAUGCGCCACAGAUACAUCGUCAAAAAGAAACAAGAUUCAAUAUGGAACUUGAUAGAAGGAGCGCACGACGCGUGGUCUGGAUGGCUGUGUGUUUUGCUAGUCGGAGUAGCUACCGGUUUUGUUGCCGGAGUUAUUGAUAUUGGCGCCAGUUGGAUGACUGAUCUCAAAUUUGGAAUCUGCCCACAAGCCUUUUGGUUAAAUGAAGAACAGUGUUGUUGGUCGUCAGAAGAGACAUUCGAUACAGGAAAUUGUACACAGUGGGUUACAUGGGCGGAAAUAUUAGGACAAACAAGAUUGGGCGCUGGGUCCUAUAUCAUUUCAUAUCUUUUUUAUAUUGUGUGGGCGUUGUUAUUUGCCGCACUAUCAGCGUCGUUAGUUCGAAUGUUUGCCCCAUAUGCGUGCGGAUCUGGUAUACCUGAGAUUAAAACAAUAUUAAGCGGAUUUAUAAUAAGAGGUUAUCUAGGAAAGUGGACGUUAAUAAUAAAAUCGGUCGGUUUAAUUUUAUCGGUAUCGUCUGGGCUCAGCUUAGGUAAAGAAGGUCCAAUGGUCCAUAUAGCAUGUUGUAUAGGUAACAUUUUAUCGUACCUAUUUCCGAAAUACGGAAGAAAUGAGGCAAAGAAACGUGAGAUAUUAUCAGCAGCAGCAGCCGCGGGGGUAUCAGUAGCGUUCGGAGCUCCAAUUGGAGGAGUACUCUUCAGUUUGGAAGAAGUUAGCUAUUAUUUUCCAUUGAAAACCUUAUGGAGAUCAUUCUUCUGUGCUUUAAUCGCUGCCUUCGUACUGAGGUACAUUAACCCGUUCGGAAAUGAGCAUUCAGUGCUAUUCUUUGUCGAAUAUAAUAAGCCUUGGAUAUUUUUCGAACUAAUUCCGUUUAUUGGAUUAGGAAUUAUUGGAGGAGUUAUUGCAACUGCUUUUAUUAAAGGAAAUUUAUACUGGUGUAGAUACAGAAAAUAUUCUAAACUUGGACAGUAUCCAGUCACGGAAGUUUUGGUUGUUACUGCAAUCACCGCUAUUAUUGCUUACCCAAAUCCUUACACAAGAAUGAAUACCAGUGAACUAAUUUAUUUAUUGUUUAGUCAGUGCGGAAUUUCAAAUGCAGAUAAUGUAUGUGAUUACAAUAGAAAUUUCACUGAUGUAAAUUCCGCUUUAGAAUUAGCACCAGCUGGUCCAGGAGUAUAUAACGCAAUUUGGUUACUAAUUCUAGCCUUAAUUUUGAAAUUAGUAAUGACCAUUUUCACAUUUGGUAUGAAAGUCCCUUGCGGUCUUUUCAUUCCCAGUCUUUGCCUGGGCGCGAUAGCGGGGAGAAUAGUUGGAAUUGGAAUGGAACAGCUUGCGUAUAAUUAUCCAAAAUUGUGGAUAUUUAGCGGUGAAUGCUCAACGGGUUACGACUGUAUAACGCCCGGAUUAUACGCUAUGGUAGGCGCGGCAGCUGUUCUUGGAGGAGUGACACGAAUGACGGUGUCGCUUGUGGUUAUUAUGUUUGAAUUAACUGGUGGGGUGCGCUAUAUCGUUCCUUUAAUGGCAGCUGCGAUGGCUAGUAAAUGGGUUGGAGAUGCAUUAGGAAGACAGGGUAUUUAUGAUGCUCAUAUAGCUCUGAACGGGUAUCCGUUUUUAGACUCGAAAGAUGAAUUUGCUCAUACAAGUUUAGCUGCAGAUGUAAUGCAACCUAAGAGAAAUGAAACAUUAGCUGUAAUAACUCAAGAUUCAAUGACUGUCGAUGAUAUAGACGGUCUAUUAAAAGAAACAGAGCACAAUGGAUAUCCAGUUGUAGUAUCUCGAGAGUCGCAGUAUUUGGUGGGAUUUGUCUUGAGAAGGGAUCUUAAUCUUGCUAUUGCAAAUUCUAAAAGAAUGGUGGAUGGUAUAUGUGGGCAAUCAUUAGUGCUCUUUACAAGCGGCAACCCACCCCAGACUUUGGGACCACCCCAUUUAAAAUUAAAGAAAAUAUUGGAUAUGGCUCCCAUAACAAUAACAGAUCAAACCCCAAUGGAGACUGUUGUAGACAUGUUUAGGAAAUUAGGUUUAAGACAAACGCUGGUCACUCACAACGGUCGUUUGCUUGGAGUUAUAACGAAGAAAGACGUAUUACGACAUGUCAAACAAUUAGAUAAUGAAGAUCCCAACUCGGUUUUAUUCAACUAGAUCAUUAGUAUUGUGUACACAUAUUAUUGUAUAUUAAUUGUUAAUCGAUAUAACAUUUUAUGUAUCUAUCAUUAUCGUGUAUCCUAUUGAAUUGAUAAUAUGUAUUUAUUUUAGUAUUUC